Messenger RNA from Saccostrea cuccullata (small rock oyster), 1427 nucleotides. RefSeq names its product transmembrane 6 superfamily member 2-like. The record is from RefSeq and is a predicted model, not a curated record. Bases 59 to 1246 code for a protein of 395 amino acids. The transcript has 8 exons. Lineage: Eukaryota; Metazoa; Mollusca; Bivalvia; Ostreida; Ostreidae.
GAGGAAAUUCUAAAGAGAGAUAGCGUGGGGUAGGAGGAGCAGCUGAAACAGUAUAAAAAUGGAGACAAAAGGAACAUUUGUCGUGCUGAUGGCAUCUAUUUUAAGUGUUCCCAUGGCGUAUUUUGUUAAUUUAAUUCCGGAAAUCGACAAAAAUCCAGUUCCAAUAUUCGUAAUAGCUUUAUUGUGCCUCCUGGUUGCCUUUCUCAUUCCAGCCAUUGCAAAAUUCAAAAAUUUUGUCCAAAAUGACGACCCGUUAUACUACGCUAUGAGCAUACUAACAUUUGCUGCAGUAAUUGACCUCACCAUUGCUUUGGAGAAUGACAAAAUUGUGCACAGUGUAAUGGCGUUCUAUUUUGUAAGCGGUGAGCCCUACCUGAAAAGUGGGCAUGGUUCAGGCAUCAAUUAUCAUGACGGGAUCAUUCAUUUUGCUUGUUACAUCAUCAUUUUGCUAGCUAUUGACAACAGGAAAAAUUACAGAGAAGUGGGCUUGUAUUGGGGUGGAUCCAUAGUCAAUAGUCUAAUUGUAUUGAUGCUUGGUGGAGCUGUAGGACAACAUGGAGCAAAAUGGUCCAUGCUGUUGAAUGUUAUAUACAUGGUGGUUCCCGUAUGGAUUACUAAGAAAGUUCUAGAUAAGCCGUCCAAUAUAAAGGAGAAAUCUGCAAGUGAAAACCUGAUGAAGAGACCAUUUGACAUUGUAGCCAUUGUAUUAUUGCUGUCAACCAUGUUUAUCUACAUUUUUAAAGGACUGGCUGCACUAGGGUGUAAUUCAGCUGUUACACAAUAUUUUGUGAAGAAUUAUGAGCCUUAUCUUGGAGACCCAAUUGCCUUCCCAAAAGUUCAGAUGAUGACCUACUUGUUUUACUGUGUCCCGUUUUGUGCAUUUGCCAGUUACUCUUUGAUUCAUGCUCCUGCUAAGCAGUGGUUCCUUGACUGGCUGUUCAUCUAUGCCGGUGCUGUGUUGAAUGGCCAGAUACCUUACAUGUUUGCCUCACUCCAUCAUUUGACACACAAGGACUAUCGCCUUCCUAAGACCUCCGAGGCACAGUGGGCUUUCUGGACACAGAACGUCUUCCUCCUCAUCGUUCCUCAGAUUCUUCUUGUCCAUUACUACUUCAGCAACAGAAAAGAAGGAAAGUGGGAAAGUCGCAGCGGCAGCCAAUCACCAACCAAGAAAUCAGAAAGCAGAGUUAGGGGGAAUAACUCUGGCUACAAUCUCAGGAACAGAAUCGUUCAGAACAGUGAAUAGUACUUCUUACAGUCUUGUAAUUCAGACUUUUUUAAUCCCAUUGCCAAAGACAAGAAUAAAUGCAAUAGUGUCCAUAUGUCUAUUUACAUAUAAACAUUUUUUCAACACUCACUUGCAAAUUUUUGCGAAGUUUGGAUGUAAAAUUUAACUGUAAAAUUUCAACAUCAUGGAUUAUUUUUUU